UCUUAACUACCUUCCUAAGUCUCAACCCCUUCUCUAAUAAAGCGCAUUAUCAGCCAAGAAGCACCUGCAACAUGCAAUUCUUCCUCCCGGUCCUCGCUCUUCUGAGCACCCUUGCCAGCGCUGCACCAGUCGUCGAAUUGCAAACUAGACAAAGCGGCGCUGGUGGUAUCAUCUUCAAAGAUCAAAACUUCAAGGGCGAAUCUACUUUCAUCCCCGGUAACUCGUAUUGUACCGACGUAAACAACAUCUUCGGCAACUUCGAUGGCAAAGUGCGCAGUAUCAAGUCGCUGCUGGGUUACCAGUGCCAGUGGUACAUCGGCUACGGCUGCCCUGCCAACGGUGUCAAGCUCGACUGUGGCAGCAAGGAUGCGUACGUGAGCAAGGGAGACCUGAGCCCAACCUUCGACAGGAAGAUUCACAGCGUGUUUUGCACACCUAAGAAAUAGUUCUCGUACGGUGUUCAAAAAUGUGCUUUUGAGUACUCCGACGACCGUAAAAAGGGCGUGGCGGCGUCAGGUCUUUGACAUGGAUUGCGACCCUGGCCUAUCGACUCGCACCAGCCUCUGGUCAGUUGUGUCGGUUCUCUUACCCGAUAUAAGAGGUAUGAAAUUUUAAUAGUAAUUUUA
Molecule: messenger RNA, 626 nt
Organism: Alternaria alternata
Lineage: Eukaryota; Fungi; Ascomycota; Dothideomycetes; Pleosporales; Pleosporaceae
Exons: 3
Coding region: 72-446 (124 amino acids)
Source: RefSeq, a predicted model, not a curated record